CAGUCCUCAGUCUGUCCUCCGUUAAGGAUGUGUUCCCUCUCAGCCCGCCUGCUGGUUCUGGUCUUUUUGGCCGUCCCUCUGUAUGGAGUGGAAAAGGUGAGAAACAGAGGAUACCGAAAGGAUCCUGAUGCCGACAAGUGCACUGGAAAUGAUGCAGAAAAGCCCAACUGCACUAGACACUCCGGUGAAGGAAGAUCCUCUGCUUUGAACAGCAUGUACGGCAGCUGCAUGCAGGGCCCGUCAGGCACCCCGGGCAGAGACGGUAAUCCAGGAGCCAACGGCAUCCCGGGGACGCCGGGUAUUCCGGGCCGCGACGGGCUCAAAGGCGAGAAGGGGGAAUGUGUGAGUGAGAUCUUUGAGGAGCCGUGGAAACCCARCUACAAGCAGUGUGCCUGGAACUCUCUGAACUAUGGCAUCGACCUGGGGAAAGUGGCCGACUGCACGUUCACCAAGCUGCGCUCAGACAGCGCGCUCAGAGUCCUCUUCAGYGGCUCCCUGCGGCUCAAGUGCAAGAACGCCUGCUGCCAGAGGUGGUACUUCACCUUCAACGGCGCGGAGUGCACGGGACCCCUGCCUGUGGAGUCCAUCAUCUACUUGGACCAGGGCAGUCCAGAACUCAACUCGACCAUCAACAUCCACAGAACGUCCUCAGUUGAAGGCUUGUGUGAGGGCGUGAAAGCGGGCCUGGUGGAUGUGGCCGUGUGGGUGGGGACCUGCUCCGACUAUCCCAGAGGCGACGCGUCUACAGGCUGGAACUCCGUCUCCAGGAUCAUCAUCGAGGAGUUGCCUAAAUAAGAGCCGGGCUUACAUGAAAGGAGGUCUCCAGUCUUUGUAGAGCAGGAGUUGUGUCAUCUGGCCCUCUGAAAUCAUCAGGUCAGCUCUCUGAGGCGUCGCAGCGUCACUGAUUGUAACUUGAAUGUUUUUUUUGUUUAAAUACUGUUUCAGCUGGCAGGCCUGUAAACAAAACCAUACAAACUGUGGUUCUGUCUGCCAGAAAUACUCUGUACUGUAGCUGAGUCUGCUGGUGGCUAAUAGCCAUCAUUUACAGUGUUUAUAUGUACUCCAUGUCAUGUUUAUACUGUUACUGUCAAUAAAGUUUGUUCUUUUGAAAGAUA
Austrofundulus limnaeus is the source of this 1115-nucleotide messenger RNA. RefSeq names its product collagen triple helix repeat-containing protein 1. The record is from RefSeq and is a predicted model, not a curated record. The coding region runs from base 28 to 795 and encodes 255 amino acids. Lineage: Eukaryota; Metazoa; Chordata; Actinopteri; Cyprinodontiformes; Rivulidae. The transcript has 5 exons.